AUUCUGGAUUCGGUCGCAACAUUUUUAAAAAGUAGUUUUGUCAACAUCGCAUGGGGAGUUGGUUGUGCCGGUUUAUUCUUGUGUGUAUUAUCUAGUUUUGUUCGAAAUUUUUAAUUAUAAGUGUGUGCAUCGUUAUCAUUUAAAUAUAAAAUGGAUAACAACUGUCAUUUCCAUAAUAUUUAAAUAGUAAUUUCACGGGUAUUAAGAGUCAUUAAAAUAUUAUUUCUGUGAUUUUGUUAGAUUAACAUUCUAAAAUGACUCUAACUAUGACAAAAAAACUUAGCGAAUGCCAAGCAGAAACAGUGCAAUUUAUGCCCAUAGAAAAAGUAGAAGAUGAAUGCAGAACAGAAGGCUACUGUCAAUCCAGUGGUCUUCUGCGAAGAGGGAAGAAGUUGGAAGACAACAAUAACUUGACCAAAGAAGAGGAGGAGUAUAUCAAUUACCGACAACUCCUCAAGUAUGAACAAGCACCGGAAUACAUUAAACACAAUCAAUACAUUAGAGAUGGAUAUAGAAAAUUGUUGCCCACAAAACUGUGUUGGGAAAGCAUAUUCUGGUGGACGAAUGAGACUAUGAACAUAUGGACACACAUAUUCGGUUUCUUCUUGCUAUUGUUCCUGACCAUCAAUGACUUGGUGAUUAUAAACAUCCACGCGACCGUCACAGACAAGAUCGUGGCUGGUUUACUGUUCUCUUGUUUUCUGAUUUGCAUGGCGUUGUCAGCCCUCUACCACACGUUCUCUUGCCGGUCAGAGCACGAUUACAACACGUUCCUCAUGUACGACCUCUUUGGAAUCGCGCUCUCCUUACUGGCCAUCUACACUUCCGGUGUUUAUUACGCAUUCUGGUGUCAUUCUGAACUAAAAACGUUUUACAUGACAUCGGUAACCGUAAUCUUCGUGGUGGCGAUGGUGCUGCAGAUCCCGCGGCUAGGGGUGCCGUACCUCGUCAAGAUGUGCGUGUUCAUCGGCUGGGCAGCCUACGGAGUGUUGCCUACGCUGCAUUGGACGUACACUAUGGGCGGCUUCGAAAACCCUAUGGUCCAGAUGUUCUUCCCUCGCGUGAUUGGGAUGUAUGUGAUAAGUGGCACUGCCUUCGUGAUAUACGCCUUCAAGGUACCGGAGCGUUGGUUCCCGGGCAAGAUGGACUACAUCGGCCACUCCCACCAGUGGUGGCAUGUGCUGGUAUUGGGAGCGCUCUACUACUGGCAUAACUCCGGCAUGAUGUACGUCCAGUACCGCAUGAACCAUGGUUGUGCUAACACCAUGCGGAUUUUCUAAACAUACUCUGUUAACUUUGAAGAGUUCUAACUAUAAACAUCAGGAUGUUUCAA
Spodoptera exigua (beet armyworm) is the source of this 1333-nucleotide messenger RNA. The record is from the annotation of a GenBank genome assembly. Lineage: Eukaryota; Metazoa; Arthropoda; Insecta; Lepidoptera; Noctuidae.